Messenger RNA from Trichoderma atroviride IMI 206040, 5774 nucleotides. The record is from RefSeq and is a predicted model, not a curated record. NCBI's taxonomy places the organism in Eukaryota, Fungi, Ascomycota, Sordariomycetes, Hypocreales, Hypocreaceae.
GCCGACCAUGCAGCAGCCACUCUAGAUCCCGACGACUUUUACAAGAGCUUCCAGCCAGCGCGCGACCCCGAGGGCGAACCGCAGUCUCUCCCAAUGGCCUCGCCAGUCCCGCAUGCGCUGCCCUCCAGCGCUGAUGGGGCUGCUGCAAGACACCUGCAGCCGCCUGCAAAUCGCAGCGCUGGCCGUCAGGGUCUGCGCUCCGCCUCGAGCCCCCUCGACCGCAGGGCAGCCGCGACGACGAGAUCCUCCUCAACCGUCAGAGCCCCCAGCGUCAAAGAUCUGAAGAAACGCUUCGAUCAGAGCGGCGGAGCCAACUCCAUUCCAAGAGCUCCUCCACGCCAGGAGGUUCCGGUUGCUCGGAUCAGGCAGGACUCCAUCAAGCCCAAGCCAAAGCCCAAGCCGCAAGGCCCGUCUCCCUCUGCGUACUCGUCAGCAGGCCCUCGUCCUGGCGUCCCCGCCCCGGGCUCGUCCAAGCAGCCCUCGUCGUCGGCGGCCUCGACCGCGUCGUCAAACCGCCCUCUGCAGAAAUCGAGGACCGCUGAGCGCGACCAAAUGCCGGGUAGUUCGCGGUCGUUUGCCAACCGCAUUGGAAACCAUCCACCUCCACCAGACACGUCCGCUAACGGGAACUCUAUUGCCUCCAGCUCUCUAACACAUCGCCCGCACAAUUCCCCACCAUCAGCCUCCCAACCAGCGGCGCCAUCGCCAAAGUCUAAUAAUUCCCAGUUCCCAGGCCUGCUGUUCGGUGAAGUUGCCCCCGGUCAGCACAGCGCUGCCGCGGCCGGCUUUGGCAUCGACAACCUCCGCCCUCGAAGAACGUCCGAGUCCAAUGUAGAUGGCCUCGCGGGGCGUCAACGCAGCUUCUCCGACCUUGAAGCCGAGCCUGCAUCCCCCUCCAGCUGGUACAGGGACCUCCAAAUGCCCCGGGGGAGUGCACCCAAAGCUCAUCACGCGCGGUCUCGCAGCGAUAUAUCCAUACUGCCAUUUAUGCACCACAAGUCACCCGCAUCUCCCACAACGACGAUAGCAGCACUCGCUGCGGCCACGGCAACCGCGACAGCAGUUGCAGCAGCAGAAGCCGCUGCUCCACCUCCACCAGCCUCGCACACGCCAGCAGGUGCCAGCUCCAAAUUGCCCGUCUCUAUCAGCAGGAGAUUGGCCACUCCCAGCGACUCCAGUCCCACUUCCUCACGAUCGAAUUCGCCCUCUACACUUAGGAGACCGCCAACCAAUGUUCGUAGCAGCAGCAGGCAAGCCAAGGCGAACCCCCCUACGACUCGAGCGAAAACACCUACCCAAACACCUCGAAAACAACCCCCUUCGGGCUUAGUUACGCCCAAUAGCAGCAAUAACCGGCUCCAAGCGUACGUGUCCGCUGCACCGCCCAAGCUUUCACCGCCUCUAAGGAGCUCUCGGCCACGGCAACCAGUCUCUGUAGCGACAACAGCAAGCUCCCGAAUGAAGGAAACGGCCAAGACGAAGCCCCCCGCCCGGCCAACUGCCAGGGACAAUGUGAAAGAUCCCUCUUCAUCAAAGACAUAUGACCCGGCGAAGCGUAAGAUAAUAGCGGUGGGACCUAUAGACUUUGAACAGCGUCGAGAACAUAUUCGAUUAGCAUACACAAAGACCAUCCGCGAAAGCCAGGCCUUUGAAGCUCGUCAAAGAGUGGUGGAGAGGAGGAAGCAAAUGGAGGAGGCCAAGGCCAAAGCUGCAGCCACGUCUACAGCUACGGCUACGAAUUCACCUACCACUGUGACUGCUGGAGAGAAGGAAGAUGAUGAUGAUGCAAACAAAGAAACCGCGGAAGGGGAUGCAGCUCCAAAAGCAGAGACAGGGACGCAGUCGACGGGGCAGACCGACAGCCACCCCCCCCAGUCAGGGCUGGCAAAUGAGCUGCCUGGGGAGCUCGCAGCUGAUCACGGCACUCAUGCUGUGGAGAAGGGCGAGUCCCUUCCAGAAACCCCGACAGAUGCAGCCUCGCGCCCAGCACUCGGCAAGGAUAAUGAUUCGCCAACACUGGGCAUCCCUGGAACCUUCCCUGGAACCUCACCGUCCGCUAACGUAACAAAAGCCCAACGACCUCUGUCAACCAUCUCAAUUACUUCUGCUGUUACAGAGUUUGAUAUAGAGCCCCAGGCAGAGCUUUCUGACCUGGCUAUGUCCGAUCAGCCGCUCAGCCCACAAAUAAUAGUGCCGACGCGACAACGCUCUCACUACCGAAGCCCCUUUGACGAUGAUGACGACUUUCCAUCGUCGCCGCCGCAACCAUCUGCUGCGGCUCAUCCUCAUCUUCACCACCCCGUCCACAUUGACGGCCAAGAGCAGUUCAGUCCCGAGGCUUAUUAUAACAAUGAGCACCAAGAGGCCUCAUUGGAGCCCCCCGUGCAACAAAGCUACCAGCCCAUUGUGAAGAUACUACCACAGCCUUCCGCCGACGAGCUUCCAGCUGCCAAAGAGGCUGUGCAGGCAGCAUCUCAUCCCAAGCUGGAUAUUCAAGAUGAAUCUGACUGCCACUCUGAUCUAGAAAGCGUUCAGGCAAUGGCUCGUCGCAUGCGCCUCGAUGUCGAUGAUGCCGCCACUGAUGCUUGUACCGAGGAGACGGAUGAUCGGGACGGGAUGGAGGACGAGCGGUCCCCAUACCGCUAUGGCGGUCAUCUAUCAUCCAAUAGGGCCUCAACAUGCGCCUCAUCUGAUAUAGAAACCUUUGAUGAUCUCCUCUAUCCUUCCCACGACGAGCAUCUCGACGCAGGCCCACCAAACCAGUUGUUAGCACCGCCUUCAAUAUCUCGAGCUGAUAGGUCAAGUCACCAUACGGCAUGGACAAAUGUCUCUGUUGACGGCACACAUUCAGAGGCUUCAGAGUCGCCGGAUAUGCGAGCGGCCUCGUGGAAGCUAUCUGAAUCCUCGGGGAGAGAUGACUCUUCUCUGAGAAGCUUCUCCUAUAGUGGAGCAGGUGGUGUCCGCCCCUCAGUCGAUUCGACACGAUCAUCCAUUCAGCUUGGCCAGCAGCUCCCGGAAUUAGACACGGGCGGAGGCUUCUCUAUUCCGUAUCUAUCAACAGAGGCGACUGCCGAUUUUUCGUACCUAUCGUCUCCCAAGCACGAGCCACCACCUCUUCCACAUUCUGGACGAAACUCAGCCCUCGAAUCGCAAACAUCGAGCGUAUUUUAUGAGCAGUCUCAAUAUGGAAGCACUCUGGUCAACUCGGACCGCGGGAGCGGAGAGUACAUAUCCCAUCACUCAGAAACUCCUCUGUCGAUGAUGGACAUGACGACCGUGGAGACGACAGAUCAGUAUUUUGAUGGCAGGGGUGCCGUGGAUAGCGACGCCAGAUCUUUUAUCCAGGAAGCCGAGGGCCUAAGCAGCGAAGAGCGACACCGUUUGAUCCAGAGGCGAAAUGUAGUCAAAGAGCUCAUCGAUACUGAAGCUGUCUUUGUAAGAGACAUGAAUAUUAUUGAGGAGAUCUACAAAGGCACCGCAGAGGCUUGCCCCAAGCUAGAUGCGAAGAUAGUCAAGCUCAUCUUUCGAAAUAGCGACGAGAUUAUCGAAUUUCACACUUUAUUCCUCGCCAUACUCAAGGAAGCGGUUGCCAGCAUAUAUGUGCCAAAGAGCGGCCGAUCACUUGCCGUCAAGGAUGAUUCAUUCUACUCAGAGCAAAGCCAGUCAUCUAUUGUUGACCUCAGCGAUCCCAAAGACCGUGAGACUUCACUUGGCCCAGCUUUCCAAAGCAAUAUGGAAAAGAUGAAGCUUGCACACGAAGGCUUCUUGAGAAACAGCGACCAAGCAGCGAAGAAGCUCAUCCAGAUUCAACAGGAUCCUACGGUGCAGAUAUGGCUGAAUGAAUGUAACGAGGUUGCUAAAGAUCUUACAACUGCUUGGGAUCUGGAUUCCCUCCUCAUCAAACCGAUGCAGCGAAUCACCAAGUACCCCAAUCUGAUCAUGACUCUCCUCCAACACACGCCGCAGGAUCACCCUGACCGAGAGCCGCUUAUAGCAGCCAAAGAAGCCCUCGAGGACGCCAUUAUCGAAAUCAACAAGACAAAGAAGAACUUUGAGCUGGUCGGACAAAUCGUCGGUAGAAAACGUAAGGAGUCCGACGUCAAAGCUGGCCUUGCUCGAGCCUUUGGUAAAAAGGUGGACAAACUGCAGGGUGGUGCCCGGGAACCGGAAGACCCUGAAUACCUCAAGCUAGAGGAAAGAUUUAGCGACGACUACCUGCGACUACAAGUCGUCUUACGCGACGUCGAGUUCUACACCAGACAGGUUUCGUCAUACGUGCACGAGUUUUUGCAGUUUCUGUCGGCGAUUGAGCUGGUGAUGCGGCUCCAACCAGGCAGCUUCCCGGAGCUGGAGAGCAAAUGGGUUCAGUUUAACAUAUCAAUUCGUGACAUCGAGAAGAUCACUCUCGAGCUGCACUUGACGCAAAUACGAAAACAUGUCAUUGAACCCUUUGAACAUGUCAUCAAAUCUUACGGGAAUCCCUCGCUGGCCAUGAAAAAGAGGCAGAAGCGACGAAUUGUUUGGGAGCGUGCGGAGCAACUGAAGAAGGCAGGCAAAAGCAUAGAUCCCAAGCUUAAGGAGCUUGUGGAGCAGUAUGAGGCUCUCAACGACACGCUCAUCAAGGAGCUUCCAAAGCUAUCGGCAUUGACCGAAAAGAUGGGCAACAUUUGCCUAGGCAACCUUAUAAACAUACAGGCUGAUUGGUACUUUGUAUGGAGGGAAAAGAUGCGAGCUGUACUGGCGGAUGGACCCGAGGCGCCAGCACUUGAAGACAUUGUGGCAGCUUUUCAGCGAGACUUUCCCUAUGCAAACGAGAUGAUGUCCAACAUUGGCAUCAUCAACCCGGCCUACCGUGGAAGGAUCUCACAAUCGACGGCGAGUGGAGAAGACGCACUUCCCAGAACUAGGGGCCGGACUUCGGAAGCAGAGAACAGAGCAUUGAGCCAGUCUAGCCAGUCCAUGAAUGGCGAGGCAGCACCCGUCCUGCCGGCCCCCGACUUUGGUAAACGGCAUAGUGGCUCGUUUACUCUUUCUCCCAUUAGUUCGAGUGCUACUGGCAUUGGUGCAACGGCGCCAAGUCCUCACCAGUACUACUACAGAGAUUUCUAUGCAGGCCUCUCCAACAACAACAACAACAACAAUCAAGCAGGCAUGGGAUCUCCGCGGUCAGCUGAUGUGCCAACAAGCUCCCGAUCGCUUGGCAACACUCGACCGAGCACGGGUAAGAGCUUCGAUUCCUCGGCAAUGACAAUGGCGAUGGCGACGUCAAGGCAAAGUUCAGAGUCGGCGCCCCAUAUUCGGCGAGACUCUGGCAACACCUUUUACUCCAGCUAUCACCAGAAUGAGAGCCGCCGGUUCUCAAACCUGUUCCACUCGGCUCUGCCCCUCCCUGACGGCCCCGAGGAGAGUCAGCGGUCCUCCAGAGCAUCAUCACGGGAGCGUGCGCAUGCUUCAGACGGAUAUAAUGUCCUCUGGCUAGCUGCAUCGCUAUUCGAGUUUAAUAUUUCCACGACAAAACACGAGGCUGGAUAUCCCUAUUUGACAUACCAAGCCGGCGAGAUAUUUGACGUCAUUGCCGAAAAGGGCGAGCUCUGGCUCGCAAAGAACCAAGAUGACCCGUCAGACCAGGUGGGCUGGAUUUGGUCCAAGCAUUUUGCGAAAUUAGCCGACUCAUAGACAGCGCGUAUAUGAACUUUGAACAUGGCGUUGGCGCGAGGUGGAUAAAGGCGAAUGAAUAAAAAACGGAAGCGACGGAUUCACUUUUUACUUGUUAU